This is a messenger RNA of Felis catus (domestic cat), 1193 nucleotides long. RefSeq names its product olfactory receptor 6F1-like. Lineage: Eukaryota; Metazoa; Chordata; Mammalia; Carnivora; Felidae. Gene Ontology annotation, biological process: G protein-coupled receptor signaling pathway. Gene Ontology annotation, molecular function: G protein-coupled receptor activity; olfactory receptor activity. The transcript has a single exon. Gene Ontology annotation, cellular component: membrane. The record is from RefSeq and is a predicted model, not a curated record. Bases 252 to 1193 code for a protein of 313 amino acids.
AGCAAUUUACUCAGUUUCUUCAUUUGUGAAGUGGAUUGUUAGAGUAUUUACUUUAGAGAUUUAUUUUGUAAAUUAAGUGAGCUAAUCCAUGGAAAAUGUUUAUAAAGAUGCCAACUAUGUUAUUGCUCACCCUUAACUUUCUUUAUUAUUAGGAGUCCAUGAUCAUCAGGAAAUAAUACACAAAUAACCAUUAUUGCUCAUCCUCCAUAUUCUGGGCUUUGUUGUUUAUUACAGACCAGAGACAAUGAGAUAUGGAUGGAACAAACCAAACAGCAGUGACAGAGUUCAUUUUUCUUGGGUUUUCUAGUGUUCUCUAUCUGCGGCUAACUUUGUUUGUGAUAUUUCUCACUGUGUAUCUGCUCUCCCUCAUGGGAAACACUCUUAUUAUUUUCAUUGUUCUCACGGAUGUCACACUCCAAACACCCAUGUACAUUUUUUUAGGAAAUUUGUCAUUCCUGGAGAUCUGGUACACCACAGCCACGGUGCCUAAGUUGCUGGCCACCUGCCUCGCACGGGUUGUUACCAUCUCUGUUUUUGGUUGUAUAACCCAGUACUACUUCUUUUUCUCCAUGGGAGCUACAGAGUGCAUCCUGCUCGCAGUGAUGGCCUAUGACCGGUACCUGGCCAUCUGCAGCCCUUUAAGGUAUUCACUUCUCAUGAGUCUUCGGGUGUGCCUGCGGUUUUCAGCUGGAUCAUGGAUUGGGGGCUUCAUUGCCCCUCUGCUACCUACUAUACUCAUCUCCCAUCUAAGCUUCUGUGGCCCCCAGAAGAUCAACCAUUUCUUUUGUGACUCAGACCCCAUUUUUAAACUGUCUUGCUCUGAUACAUUUUUGGUGGAGGCCUUGGGGUAUACAUGUAGCUCUGUUGUGAUUCUAAGUUCUUUUCUUCUCACUAUGUCCUCAUAUGGGCACAUUGUGGUCACAAUAAUCAGGCUGUCUUCUCGGGAGGCUCGGAAGAAAACUUUCUCCACAUGUGCCUCCCACCUCACUGUAGUAUCUAUCUAUUAUGGCACCAUUAUCUUUGCUUAUGUUCGCCCUCCAGCCAAGUACAACUUCACUAUUGGUAAAGUGAUCUCAGUGUUCUACUGUGUGGUCACUCCAUUGGUAAAUCCUCUCAUAUACACCCUGAGAAACAAAGAUGUGAAGAAAGCUUUCAGAAAACUUCUAUCACAAAAGAGACUGCUCUUGGCCUGA